ACUUAAAUCUCCACACUGUGGUGACGAGGCAACCGGUGUACUGUUCAGCUUGUGUUUGUACCGUUAACAGUUCUCUGUCUUCCCCAGCGCUGUCAACACCUACAGCGACCACACUGCCCAAGAGUCUCAAGGACAACGUAUCCGUAAAGACUUCGAAGAACACUAUAAGUGUGAUGAGGCCACACGUGAUAUUGAUGACAGCCUUAGCUUGUCUCCUGUACAUGACGGAGGCGGUGCAAGAAGAAAAUGGCUUCUCCUUUAACACCAAUACUGGUAUGAGCUGGUUGAAGGAACUUACUUCAGAUGGCAGUCACGCUCACUCACGCAAGAAGCGCGCCAUCGGUCUUCCCCCAGGAUCCAACGUUGAGGUAAAAUGGUCGAUUAGCUUCCCCUUCGACACAUUUACCUUCUAUAAAGCCAAGCUCCAAUUCGCCUUACCUAUCAAGAUCCCCUUCCCAGCUGCUCUCAUUGUAGGGGGCAAAGAAGGCAGGCGUUCCGACACUCUCGACUAUAACAACAUUGAGUUUGUGGAGGAGCAACAGGGGGCGCCUCAGUGGUACCAACCCGAGGAGGUAAGCCAACAAGAAUGGCACUCCCGAACCAAACGUGCGGCCCGUCAGGAGAGAGCAUCUGUUUAUACCUAUUUGGAGGCUCUGUUCGACAAGGCUGGUGAGGAUGGUCGGAGCUGUCUGUUGAGAACCAUCUGUGACGUGGCCGAGGCUCCCUUCGACCAGGGACUACUAGGGGAGAUGCUCAACACCCUUCUCACAGCGUCGCUGGCAGGUCGCCCAGUCAGCGGAGAGGAAAAAGAAUACGACAGCUUCGUUGAGGCUGAACUCCACGGCAAACUGAACGGGAAGUGUCAAGAGCGGUACAACAAGUGCAAGACCUCGCCCUUCGACCUCCUCCCGUACGCUGUCCACACCGUCCUCUAGAUCCUUGUUAACGUAUGAGGCAGCGGCGUCUGUUAGCGUUGUUGGCUGGCAGCGUUGUUGUCUGGUGGCGUUGUUGGCUGGCGGCAUUAUUCGCUGAGAACGUUGUUGUCUGGCAAUGUUGCCAGUAAUGCUAUCUGGCAGCGUUGUUGUGUGGCAGCAUCGUCGUCUGGCAGAGGUAUCCUCGUGUGCAGUGACUUACUUCAUUUACAUCAGCUAAACAUUUGCUCAUCCACACAUCCCUGCUCGCCCUCACGCCCCCAACAUUCAUCCCGUGAUCUCCACAAAUAUUUAUGAAUUGUUAUGUUUGACUGUUAAUUUUAUUAUUUAUUUAUGUUAGAUAGUAAACAUCGUGGUAGUGGAAAGGAUGUGUUGUAAUUUUCUAAUCGUAAGUUAUUUAAUUA
Molecule: messenger RNA, 1336 nt
Organism: Homarus americanus (American lobster)
Lineage: Eukaryota; Metazoa; Arthropoda; Malacostraca; Decapoda; Nephropidae
Exons: 4
Coding region: 174-935 (253 amino acids)
Source: RefSeq, a predicted model, not a curated record